AUGGUCGUCGACAGCGAUGACGAAGAUGAUGAGCUGAAAGACAACAAAAAGGAGGUGCGUACCAAGACCGUUCACUUUGAUGCAUCCGCAAUCCCGAGUCGGUCCACAAUUGAUGAAGUCGAGGAGCUCGCGAAAUGUAUGCAUGCACUGAAGGUCGAUGAUGCGGCCUACUCCGGCUGCUAUACCCAUCUGGUCUGUCUUGCUCCUGCCACUGCGAGUGCUUGGACUCCGCUGUCGAUGCAUCAACAGGCAUCAAUGCCAUCUGCUGGUGCUCCUCCCCCAUGCCGUACUUGGAACUACACGACACCUUCUACAGGCCACGUGCACUCGACACGUUGCUGUUUCUUCUGUGGUCAGCCAGGCUGCACGAUCGGAAACUGUCCUACCAAAUGGGCAUAUGUGCAAGCAGGAUGGAUCAUCAUUGUAGGGCAUACUCACAUGUUCACCGACCACUCACCUAUUCCGUGGAAUGAGCGAGGCCUUAAGUUUUCAGUUGAUGAGCGGUUUGGCGGUCCUCUCCCUUCAAUGAUGACCCCUGCAGCUCCAGCUUCCGCAGCACCCAAGCCGCCGAGUUCUACUCCUGUCCGCGAUGUGCCACCACACCAAGCGCAAUUCACGUCUUGUCUCCUGGUUUGCGAGCCCAUUGCGGAAAGCAACGCCGUCAUAGCCAAUGUCGAGGGCCCUGUCAAGGAGCUACGAGAACCUUUAGUUGCAGCCACCAAGAGCGACAAAGACAAGAAAAAUCCCCCUGAGAAUGAUGGACGCAAGACUCGAGCAACUGACCAUAGUAACCGACCAUGCACGUGA
Molecule: messenger RNA, 807 nt
Organism: Sparassis crispa
Lineage: Eukaryota; Fungi; Basidiomycota; Agaricomycetes; Polyporales; Sparassidaceae
Exons: 1
Coding region: 1-807 (268 amino acids)
Source: RefSeq, a predicted model, not a curated record